Molecule: messenger RNA, 988 nt
Organism: Stylophora pistillata
Lineage: Eukaryota; Metazoa; Cnidaria; Anthozoa; Scleractinia; Pocilloporidae
Source: RefSeq, a predicted model, not a curated record
AUCCACAGAUUUGGACGGGCAGUGCCAGAGAUAAGCAUGAUCACGACACGUUUUGAGAAGUGGAUUUUCGACCAUCAUCACGCCAAGAUCACAGAGUGGAAUGACCAACUCCUCAGCAGAGACAAACUGCGAGUGUACGCUGAUGCCAUAGCUGACAAAGGGGCAGCACUGUCCAACUGCUUUGGAUUUGUCGAUGGCACAGUGCGGCCUAUUUGUAGGCCAGGCCAAGACCAAAAAAUAGUUUACAAUGGCCACAAGCGUGUACAUGCUUUAAAAUUCCAGUCAGUGUCAUUGCCAAAUGGACUCAUCGCUCACCUGUACGGACCCGUAGAAGGUAAAAAACAUGAUGCAGUAAUGCUUAAAGACUCUGGACUACUGGACGAUUUGGAGAGAAAUGCAUUCAGUCCUGUCACUGGUGAGGCCAUGUGCAUUUAUGGCGACCCAGCAUAUCCACUGCGGCUCCACCUACAGCAACCAUUUAGAGAAGCUCCACUCACUGCUCCCAUGGAGCAAUUCAAUAAGUCCAUGAGCUCUGUGCGAACAUCUGUGGAGUGGAUUUUUGGCGACAUUGUGGCAUAAUUUAAAUUCCUUGAUUUCAAGAAAAAUCUUAAAAUCGGGUUAAGUGCUGUUGGCAAACACUAGGUGGUUAAUGCAUUAUUACGAAACGCAUUAACAUGCAUGUAUGGAAACAUCACUGCUACAUUCUUUGACAUUGAGCCACCCUCUCUUGAAGAAUAUUUUGCCUGAACUUAUAACCUGAUUGUUUGAUGACACACAUGUAAGAACAAUGGUCUGUAACACACCCUUGAGUCUGCUUUUCUCCCCGAAAAGGGUACCAAGCCUUUUUCCUCACUUUGUUCUGGAAGGGGUUUGACACCCUUUUGAAGAGUAAAAACGGAAUCAAGGGAGCAUGUAUAGAUCAUUGUUCUUACAUGUGUGGAGGUUGACAGUUACUCCAAAGAAUGGGUGAAUUAGCAAAUUGACCUCA